Molecule: messenger RNA, 1455 nt
Organism: Penicillium canescens
Lineage: Eukaryota; Fungi; Ascomycota; Eurotiomycetes; Eurotiales; Aspergillaceae
Gene: bna5-1
Product: kynureninase
Exons: 4
Coding region: 1-1455 (484 amino acids)
Biological process (GO): NAD+ biosynthetic process
Cellular component (GO): cytoplasm
Molecular function (GO): kynureninase activity; pyridoxal phosphate binding
Source: RefSeq, a predicted model, not a curated record
AUGGGUUCCAGACAGCACGUCCGGGAUAUCAAAAGCGGUCCCCCGCUCCACUACACGGAUGAUAUCAGAGCAUACAAGAAAGAGUAUGCUGAGGCUCUCGAUGCGCAAGAUCCGCUUCGGUCUUUCCGGGAUGAGUUCAUUAUCCCAUCUAAAAAGGACCUGACGAGAAAGACACUCGCUGUUGAUGAGGGCGAUGAAGCAUUGGACCCAAAAUGCAUCUAUUUCUGCGGUAACUCACUGGGUGUUCAACCUUACAGCACUCGCAGAUAUAUCGAGCAGUAUCUACGAACUUGGGCAACCAAGGGCGUGACUGGGCACUUUGUGCCACAUGAAGAUCAAUUACUGCCUCCUUUUGUUGACGUGGACACUGCAGCCUCCAAACUUAUGGCUCCUAUUGUAGGUGCCUCUAAUAGUGAGGUGGCGGUAAUGGGCACCUUGACUGCCAAUUUACACCUGUUAAUGGCAAGCUUCUACCGUCCAACAAAAGAGAAGUUCAAGAUCAUCCUGGAGGGCAAGGCCUUUCCCAGUGAUCAUUAUGCAGUCGAGUCUCAAAUCCGUCAUCACAACUUUGACCCGAAGGAGGCCAUGGUUUUGAUCGAGCCCGAGAAUCUCGAUAUGCCUACAUUGAGUACGGAACAGAUCCUCAAAAUUAUUGAUGACAAUGCUUCCAGUACGGCACUUGUACUCCUCUCGGCUAUUCAGUUCUACACAGGACAGUACUUUGACAUCGAACGGAUCACGGCGCACGCCCACUCAAAGGGAAUCAUGAUCGGCUGGGACUGUGCCCAUGCCGCAGGAAACGUGGAUCUUCGUCUUCACGAUUGGAACGUGGACUUUGCAGCCUGGUGCAAUUAUAAGUAUCUAAAUAGCGGACCGGGUGGAAUAGCAGGUCUAUUUGUCCAUGAACGCCACGGCCGCGUAGAUGAGAAACAGCCCGACAGUGACGAGACAUUCCGUCCUCGAUUCUCUGGCUGGUGGGGUGGAGACAUCAAAACACGCUUCAAUAUGGAAAACAAAUUCCAACCACAACCCGGAGCGGCUGGUUUCCAGCUGUCGAACCCCUCUGUUCUGGACAUUAAUGCUGUCGUCGCAUCCCUCGAGAUUUUCAAUCGAGCAACAAUGAAAGAGAUCCGGCAAAAGUCCUUGAAUCUGACAGGCUAUCUGGAACACCUGUUACUCAAGUAUCCUCUGGAUGCACCGCCCGAAGAUAAGCCGUUUACCCUUAUCACACCCUCAAACCCAGCCGAGCGAGGCGCUCAGCUCAGUCUGCGUCUCCAGCCAGGAUUGUUAAAUCAUGUCCUGCAUCAGUUGGACCAGAACGGGGUGGUUAUUGACGAGAGGAAGCCAGAUGUUGUGAGAGUUGCCCCUGCGCCGUUGUACAACACCUACGCCGAAGUGUGGGAAUUCUCUCAGAUAUUCUUGCAGGCGUGCAAAGAUGCAGUCAAAGCCCGCUGA